AUGAGCGUCGAGUUCAAGCUUGUCAACAAAAUUACAGUGAAGCAGAAGUUUCCGAUGCGCCGGGAUGACGAAAUCCUUGGCCGCUUACAGGAUUCGGCGGUAUACUCAACCUUUGACUUCGCUGAGGCCUUUCUGCGGAUCCCCAUUCCUCCGGAAGACAGGCACAAGACGGCGUUCCACAUCCGCACUCGCAAGCUAGGGUACACUUCAGGGGUUGAACCAGAUCCGGCUAAUAUCGAGGCUAAUCAGCGAUGGCCGCUACUGCUGUACGCGCGGACGGACGAUCAGAUGUUCCUCAGGCUCAUCUCAUACUACCGCAAUUUCAUUCCUGCAAUCGCUCGCAUUGCUGCCCCUCUAACAGAUCUUCUUAAGAAGGAGAAGCGGUUUGUUUGGAUGGAGAACGAGGAUGCAGCCGCCCGACGCCUCGCCGGGCAACUGACAUAA
Messenger RNA from Eimeria mitis, 444 nucleotides. RefSeq lists its product as uncharacterized. The record is from RefSeq and is a predicted model, not a curated record. NCBI's taxonomy places the organism in Eukaryota, Apicomplexa, Conoidasida, Eucoccidiorida, Eimeriidae. Bases 1 to 444 code for a protein of 147 amino acids. The transcript is spliced from 2 exons.